GCUCAGCAGCUGUCUCUGCAGCUGUAGUUCGGCUCCCGCACACCUCGGCUCCCUCACGGAGUGUUGUCACCCCGAUGGUCCAGGUGGUUCCUCCGCAGGCUCCUCUAACCUCAGCUCCGGCCUAGUAUCCGUCUGCACACCCGCUGCCCGUCGCUCAUCCUGAACAACAGAACCGGAGGUCGGUCUCCGGCUGGGUCUGAACCGUGAGCCGAGCUAGCUGCGAGGCUAGCGGGGCGUUAGCCGAGCAGGCAGCGGGGCGAGGGCUCAGUCCGGACGAGGGGCAGAGGGAGCGCAGCAUGGCCGGCGGGAAGCACAGCCAGGCGCCGGAGGAGAAAGCGGCGAGCCGGAGUCAGAGUGAAGUCAACAGGAGGUUGAAGUACAUCAGCCUGGCGGUGCUGGUGGUCCAGAAUGCAUCGCUCAUCCUCAGCAUCCGGUACGUCCGCACGUUGCCGGGCGACCGCUUCUUCACAACGUCAGCCGUCGUCAUGGCGGAGGUCCUGAAGGUCCUGACGUGUCUGCUCAUCAUCCUGCUGCAGAAGAGAUUCAGUGUGAAGGAGACGGUGAUGUUCCUGGUCGACGCCAUCGUGUUUCAGUACAAAGACACUCUGAAACUGGCCGUUCCUUCACUCAUCUACACUCUGCAGAACAACCUGCAGUACGUCGCCAUCUCCAACCUGCCGGCCGCCACCUUCCAGGUCACCUACCAGCUGAAGAUCCUCACCACAGCUCUGUUCAGCGUGUUGAUGCUGAGGAAGUCUCUGUCCAGAGUUCAGUGGGUUUCUCUGCUGCUGCUGUUCGCUGGAGUCGCCAUCGUGCAGGUGCAGCAGGAGGGGAACAAGGAAGCAUCGAUGUCGGGCAGCUCCAAUCAGAACUACAUGGUGGGUUUGGUUGCCGUGGUGAUCAGCUGCCUGUCGUCGGGAUUUGCUGGCGUUUACUUUGAGAAGAUCCUGAAAGGGAGCUCGGCCUCCGUCUGGGUGAGGAACGUGCAGCUGGGCAUCUUCGGGAUGGCGCUCGGCAUGCUGGGACUGUGCUGGAACGACGGCGCCGCCAUCUCGGAGCGCGGCUUCCUGUUCGGUUACACCGACAUGGUGUGGUGCGUCAUCUUCAACCAGGCGUUCGGCGGGCUGCUGGUGGCCGUGGUGGUGAAGUACGCCGACAACAUCCUGAAGGGCUUCGCCACCUCCUUCUCCAUCAUCGUCUCCACGGUGAUGUCCAUCUACCUGUUCAGUUUCCACGUGGACCUGCUCUUCACGGCGGGGGCGGGGCUCGUCAUCGGCGCCGUCUACAUGUACAGCCUCCCCAAAGCGGCCGGCUCCUCGUCCCCGAGCUCCUCCUCGUCUUCCUCGGCGUCUUCAGCAUCGCCGAGGACGGACGGGGGCGCCGAGAUGGAGGCGUUUCUGCCAAAAGCUCAGGGAGGUGUGGCGUCUCCUCCCCCUGCUGUCCACAUCACAGUCUAACUGCUCAAAGCACAACAACAGGAGGAGGAGGAGGAGGAGGAGGAGGAGGAGGAGGAGGAGGAAGGAGCUGCAGCGUCUCAGAAACCCUGACCAGCGGCUGUCUGUCUGUCUGUCUGUCUCUGUCUGUCUGUCUGUCUCCUACUUGUGGCCCUCUCUGCCUUAAAACUCUUUAUUUACUGACUGAAUGAAAAGAGAAAAAGCCUUACGCUGAUUAUAGAUAAUAUAUUGAUUAUCAUCGUUACUGCAGGAGAAUCUGCAGUCUGAGCUGAUUUUGAACGGAUCGAAUGUUUUCACUGUGCGGCCGCCAAAGGAGAAACACCGGACAGAUUUAAGGUGGCGAAUUCCCCCUCGAACCGUUUCCUGCAGCUCCGACAGUCACCAGCCAAUUAAAAUGUUCGUCACAUUAACGUCAGGGCUUCAACUAACCACCACCUGCACAGUCGAGUUAAUCUGUGGAUUAUUCUCAGAUUCAGGUUUCCCAGAGUCCGAGAUGACGCGUUCAGAUGUUCCACAGUCCCGAACCCAAAAAUAUUCACUUUAUUCUGGUAGAAAAUCCUGGCGGGAUUUGACUGAGUGGUUUUUAUUUAUCAGGAGUUCUCUCUCAGCGCAGUGGUUAAGACCACUGAAGUCUGCCACAGAAAGACGUCAGAAAGUCACCCCGUACAAGUCUACACACGCGAUAGAAACCCGACAACAACCAGACCAACGCAUGCCAGAGAUAAUAGAGAUAAGAUCCCGAGACCGGGCUACAACCACUGAGCACCUGGGUACAGACGAGACGACAGCAGCUGCUCCUGAUGCACGAGUAGGCAAAAGUGAAGGGACACUGCUUCGUCAAGGUACAACAGCUAAAAAGCCUUUAUCCUGGCAGCUCUGGGCUGGACUCAGCAACCGGACGGAGACUGCGUGGACGGGGGGGAUUCUCAGUCCACUUCCAGCCGGGCUCUGGCGAGGUUCGCCCGAGGUCCGAAAGGAAAAGGACCGGACACAGGACUCUGUGAAAGAUCACGUGUGAUUCGAACAACUAACACGAAAUCCUGUGCCGGUUGAUCAAAGUUUAGAAACGAUCUGGUGAUUCACCGGGAGCGAGUUACCUGUCAGUCCGUGGGAACCGAACCACAGGCGUGAAACUGGCCGGGGAAAACUCUGAAGAAGCUCUUGGUGAUGUUCAGAAACCAGAAACGAACGCCAGGGAGUGGAAAUUUUACUUCUCAAUAAUCUGUACCAACAUUUGAAACCCACUAUUGGUCUAAUAUAUGUUGGUCACGGUCGAUCAGCGGACGUUUCCGCACCGAUCGGUUGGUCAGACUCUGAGAACAAAACACGAACAUUUGGUAUUUGUGACAUUUAUUAUUGAGUUGAUGAGAAAAAAUAUCCACAAGAUUGAUCAGUAAAGUCAUUACCAGUCAGUCAUCUGCCAGAUUUUUCUCAGACCCGCAGCUGUUAAUCAGCUGCCUCUGAAGUCCUGAAUGUGGGCUUUCGUCCUCCAGAAUCAGUUCCACUGAUCGGAGCGAAGUUGUCUGUCGUUUCCGCCCCCUCGAUGCCGGGCUGCACGGUGAAAACGUCUCGCAGGCCGAACACGGCUCUUAGUUUCCUGUCCGCCUGUGUUUGGUGCCUUUCCUCGUCAUCUGUACAGAAGCCGUACGGUUGUCGGCGUAACGUUAGCGGUGUACAGUCGGCGGAGCUCUCACAGACCAACUGGGACUUUGUGCAGGUUCAUACGGACGCAUUCGACAGGAGGGACUCCUUUAUUCUGGUUUAGGGGACUGAAACGGCUCCGGUCUCGUCUCGCUGCCGCCGACACACGCGGACUCUGAACUCGGAUGGGUUCGAGGAGCAGCUGGAGGUGUGGCGGCAGCCGAGGGGGGUCGUGCUCGUCGUCAGAGCGCCUUUUUAAUUACCCAGUCGUAAUAACUAUAAUGUUUGUUCUCACCGAACCCGUCCUGCUGCAGGCGUCUUGUUGAUGAAGAAGUCCUGCCGCAGGCGUGAAUGUGUUUCUUCUCGUGCGUGUCGACAGGCGAGGUAGUGGAUCAGAGUCCAGGUGGAUGGAGGGAGGUCGUCCUCACCUGUUUGCGUUGAGCUGCUUCUGUG
Messenger RNA from Xiphias gladius (swordfish), 3548 nucleotides. It is a transcript of the gene slc35a2, whose product is annotated as solute carrier family 35 member 2. Bases 297 to 1457 code for a protein of 386 amino acids. Lineage: Eukaryota; Metazoa; Chordata; Actinopteri; Istiophoriformes; Xiphiidae. Gene Ontology annotation, molecular function: UDP-galactose transmembrane transporter activity. The transcript has 6 exons. Gene Ontology annotation, biological process: pyrimidine nucleotide-sugar transmembrane transport. The record is from RefSeq and is a predicted model, not a curated record. Gene Ontology annotation, cellular component: Golgi membrane.